Messenger RNA from Homo sapiens (human), 6883 nucleotides. RefSeq names its product KRAB domain containing 5 (gene KRABD5). Bases 633 to 1283 code for a protein of 216 amino acids. The transcript has 6 exons. Gene Ontology annotation, biological process: regulation of DNA-templated transcription. The record is from RefSeq and is marked validated. NCBI's taxonomy places the organism in Eukaryota, Metazoa, Chordata, Mammalia, Primates, Hominidae.
GGGAUUUGGCGGUGGCCUUUGUUGGCUGCAGUAAGAGCUCAGUCUCUUCACCAGGGGCUCCCAGUCCUUCCAUCUGGGAGGCCAAGGCGGCUUCGCGUUCUGAGAAUAGACAGAACCUCUGUUACUCUGUGACCGGCAGGCACCGGGAGAUCCGUAGCUCAGACGCCAGGACAUCCCGGAAGCUGGGAAAUGUGGAGGAUUUGUGACAGUGGAUAUCUGUGUUCCAUAUUCUACUGCUAUCUGGAUGUCCGACUUUAAUGCCAAAUGUUAUGAGACAGGACUUGGCACCUCCUAGAAGUGUUCACAUAUACUAAAUGAUCUGCUAUUAUGGAAAUAAUUAAAUGACAUGUUUCUUGCUCGAAAGAGGUAUUUUGGCCUUACCUGUUGAAGUAUAAAGUAAGGAAAGGAAUGCAUCAUCCAGGAUUUGUUCCUCCACUCACAGAAGGAAUCUCUUUAUUUGGUAUCCAAAUGGGAUUUGCUCCAGUUUUCUAAUACGUGGACGAAGAACAAAGAGGAGUUCUGGAGACUCAUACUGAUAGGGACUGUUGACAUUCAGGGAUGUGGCCAUAGAAUUCUCUCGGGAGGAGUGGGAACACCUGGACUCAGAUCAGAAGCUUUUAUAUGGGGAUGUGAUGUUAGAGAACUACGGAAACCUGGUCUCUCUGGGUCUCGCUGUCUCUAAGCCGGACCUGAUCACCUUUUUGGAGCAAAGGAAAGAGCCCUGGAAUGUGAAGAGUGCAGAGACAGUAGCCAUCCAGCCAGAUAUCUUUUCUCAUGAUACUCAAGGCCUCUUAAGAAAGAAGCUUAUAGAAGCAUCAUUCCAAAAAGUGAUAUUGGAUGGAUAUGGGAGCUGUGGCCCUCAGAAUUUAAACUUAAGGAAAGAGUGGGAAAGUGAGGGUAAGUGUGAAGGUCACAAUGGAUAUUAUGAUGGACAUACAAAAUGUAAGACAACUACCUAUAACAAAAACCUCACUGUUACAGGAGGUCAAAAACAUGAAAAAACUCAAUUUAUGUCAGUUGCUUUUUCUAAACCAUGUGUUUCUGUAAGUAAGUGUCAACAUCAAUUUUUGAAACUUACCUUUUCUUUUAAAGGAAAUUUGGAUAAUCCGAAUAGUGACUUAGUCCAUGUUUCAAAUAAUCAUUUAAACCAAUUAAAAUAUAGAACUGGAGUAAAUGUUCAGUCAAAUAUUUCUGAAAAGGAGAGAUUUAAAAACGAGGAGGUGAUUUCUAAAUAUGAUCAAUUUGAUGGAUCUUUGUUAAAAGUUUGUUUCACCAACAAAUAACACCUCGUUCUGCCUGUGAUCAAUAUAGAAAGGUCUUCAUUCAUUCAUCAUUGCUUAAUCAAUGUCAAGGAAUAGAUAAUUUGGGAAAAUAUCACACACAUAAUAAAACUUUGACAGCCUUUAGGCAGGACUAUACCCUAAAUAAUUACCAGUAUAUUUGUGUUGCAGAGAAAAAUCAGUACAAUAAAUCUGAUACAACAUUAAGCCAAGGCAUAAGCCCCAGAAGACAUCAGAAAACUCAUUUUCUACAUAACCAUUGCAAACGUAAAAAAUGUGAGAAAGCCUUUCAUGAAUGCACCAACCAUGUCCAUCAGAGUAUCUUUAUUCAAGAGAAGUCUGCCAAAUGUAAUAAGUGUAUAGAAACUUUUAUCCAGUCAUCAAAACAUACUCAGCCUCAGAGAAUCCAUAUUGGAGAAAAGUCACACAGAUGUAAUAAUGGUGAGAAAAUCCUUAGUAAAUUGUCAAGUCUAAGAAAACAUAAGAUAAUCCAUAAUGAAGAGAAACCUUACAAAUGUAAAGAAUGUGACAAAGCCUUUAACCAUCGUUCACACCUUACUCAACAUCAAAUAAUUCAUACUGGAGAGAAACCAUACAAAUGUAAAGAAUGUGGCAAAGCCUUCAAUUCUAGUUCAUAUUUUACUAGACAUCAGAGAAUUCACACUGGAGAAAAACUUUACAAAUGUAAAGCGUGUAGCAAAUGUUUUACUCAUUCUUCAAAUCUUCUUGUGCAUCAGAGAAUUCAUACUGGAGAGAAACCUUACAAAUGUAAAGAAUGUGGUAAAUCAUUUAAAGUGUCUUCAGCCCUUACUCAGCAUGAGAGAAUUCAUACUGGAGAGAAACCCUAUAAAUGUAAGGAAUGCAGCAAAGCCUUUAACUGUAGGUCGUACCUAACUAAACAUCAGAGAAUUCAUACCGGAGAAAAACUUUACAAAUGUAAAUCAUGUAGCAAAUCUUUUUCUCGUUCCUCAAGUCUUAUUGUCCACCAGAGAAUUCAUACUGGAGAAAAACCCUAUAAAUGCAAAGAAUGUGGCAAAGCCUUUAAUUGUAGUUCACGCCUUACUCAACAUCAAAGAAUUCAUACCGGAGAGAAACCCUACAUAUGUAAAGAAUGUGGCAAAGCCUUUAACUGUAGUUCAUCCCUUACUAAACAUCAGAGAAUUCAUACUGGAGUAAAACUUUACAAAUGUAAAGCAUGUAGCAAAUCUUUCUCUCAUUCCUCAUGUCUUUCUGUGCAUCAGAUAACUCAUACUGGAAUGAAACCAUAUAUAUGUAAGGAUUGUGGCAUCUCCUUUAACCGGUCUUCAAACCUUAGACGACAUCAGAUGAUUCAUACUGGAGAGAAACCCUACAAAUGUAAAGAAUGUGGCAAAUUAUUUAAUCGAUGCUCAACCCUUACUCGACAUAAAAGUAUUCAUACUAGAGAAUUUCUAUAGUUGUAGUAAAUGUGAAAAGAGUUUUAUCCAAAAUUUAGAACUUAAAAAUCACCAUAGAGUUUAUAGGGAAACCGACUUUACAGAUUGAAUAAAUGGGAGGAAGUAUUUAAUCAGAACUCAAAUCUGAAUGUGUCAGGACUUACACAAAAAAGGACUAAAGCACAGAUCCCCACUUUAAAAUUAAAUAAGAGUAUUUGUUAUGGAGGAUUACUCUAAAGCCAAAGCAGUUACUUAUUUUGUUAUGUGUUUCAAAUGAGCAAAAGCAUUGAUGUUUGGACAAGUAAUUAUUCAGUGAGCAUGUUAUUUGUAUUGAAAACAUUUGAAAUUUGUAUAAAGCAAAUCAUAAUUUAAUUCUCAGAUUAGUUGUUAUACCUUAAUGCCUAGUGUUUAUAUAAAAACAUAUAGUCUAUUUUUUCUGCAUCAGAGCUGUAAGAGGUCGUUCUAUAGUAGGUGAACAUCAUUAAUAUCAACUUAUUUUCUUGGAAAUUUAAUGGCAAAUGUAAAAUACAUGAAGAAAAUCUAAAAGAGGCUCUUUGUGUUUGAAUCAUUAAACAGUAAUAUGUGUAAACAUAUAGUACAUAUUUAGGGCAUUAGUAUUCUAUACUAAAGUAAAAGAGGAAUAUUCUGAAUUUAUUUAUUACAUCAAUUGCUCCUUAAGUAGAAAAACACUGGUCAGUUAUUUAAAAUACUGGCAUACCUUUAUAGUACAAUGAAGUAGUAAUCUUGAAUAUUAUUUGAUGUGUUAAAAAUAAAAACAUCUUCACAGAUAUCAGAGAAAAGUGAAAACUCAUAUCUGAAAGAUUAUAAAUAUACUUUAUAUCAAUUUUCCAGAGAACUUAAACUUCUAAUAAUAUUGGUAAUAUUCUCAUGGUUACUAUUUUAUAUUCUUUCCUGCUUUUUGUAGCUACUGGUGUACUAUGACAGUUAUAAUAAAGAUUAUAUGGGGGUAUACUUAAAUGCCAUACUUUUAAAAUCCUGAAUCAUUGUUUAUAAAGUUUUAUUCAAUAUUUUUCUUUGCACAUGCCCUUUUUCAGUCCAAUUGAACACUUAGAGAUUUUUCUUUGCUUUCACUUGCAUUAAAUGGAAUAUACAGAUGUACUAAGAUAGAAAGAAAAAGGUGAAAGAGAACUAUACAGGCAGAAAUGCAUGUGUGUGUACCUGUCUUCAAAUGGAAAAGAAAAUGAUGGAUCACAACAGGAAACUGGAGAACUGUUGAUUUAUUACAGUUCUCAAAUUAGAAACCUCCCAAAUUCUUAAAGCUAAAUUAGCUUUUCAUUGCACACUGAAUUUUUCUCUGAUAAAUCUAAUGUCUUCUGGGUUCAGACUUUAUCCCGUACAAAUCCUUUUUUCUUGCCUGUGAUUCAUGUGAGAAGAAUUAUAUAAUUUUCUUAUUUCAAAGCUUAUAAACUAUUACUUAUAAGUUCUCAUGGAUUUUAAGAAUGUUUUUGUAAAAUUUAAUGGUGCUGUCCAGGUGUGGUGGCUCACGCCGGUAAUCCCAGCAUUUCGGGAGGCUGAGGCAGGAGGAUCAUUUGAGGUCAGGAGUUUGAGACCAGCCUGGCCAACAUGGUGAUAUCUCGUCUCUACUGAAAAUACAAAAAUUAGCUGGAUGUGGUGGCACACACCUGUAAUCCCAGUUACUCAGGAGGCAAAGGCAGGAGAGUUGCUUGAACUGAGGAGAUGAAGGUUACAGUGAGCCAAGUUUGUGCCUCACACUCCAGCCUGGGUAACAGAGUGAGACUCUGUCUAUAAACAAACAAAUUAUCUGUCAUCUACCUAUAGACAUAACCCUACUGAGGAGGAUGGGGAUAAAAGGUCUGCAUCUAAGUCACUUUGAAAAACAGUAUUUUGAUUGAAUGCUGUAAGACUACACAAAUGCUGUAUUCUACUGAGUAAUAUUUUAUUUUCCUACAAGGAUAUGCAUUAGCAAUUCUGAAACAGUUUUACAUGUUAUUAUAUAAUAUAUGGAGGCUGUUUCUCAGUGUAGUUCACAAAAGUUAAAUGGUGAAUGCUAGCAUGAAUCUUGUGGUCCUAGCCCAAAGUUGGAAAUAUCAGGAUGAACCCAUGACUAAUACAUCUGGAUGGAUGGAUGGAUGAAUAGAUAUAAAGAUAGGUAGGUAGGUAGGUAGGUAGGUAGAUAGAUAGAUAGAUAGAUAGAUAGAUAGAUAGAUAGAUAGAUGAAGCGAUGUCUAAGAUAUCUGGAAGGAUGGAUGGAUGGAUGGAUGGAUAGUUAGAUAGAUAGAUAGAUAGAUAGAUACAUAGAUAGACGAUUCAGAGAUAGAUAAUGUUCCAAACUCUUGAGGGCCAAGAACUGGUGACAUCUUGUAUCAACACAUCUAGGUCUACAAUCUUGGUUUCUAAACAACAUUCAUUAAAAGGACCCAAGGGUUGAAGUUAGAAAAUACAAGUUGAGCUAGAGUAUCUUGUAAAGCCACAAAGAAAAAAGUGCUUAAUAAAAAUGAUGGGGACUUUUCAAAGGGAGCCAACCUGAAAGACCUCCCAAUGGUCCAAGCUCCAACAAUAUGAGCAAUAAGUUAUGAUAGCUUUGGAUUAUGGCCCACAGAAUAAAGUAAUACUCAUCUCUACUGUGUGAAUAAAAGAGAUUAAAUAAGGAAAGAAGGAAUGAAAUCUACAAUAUUUAAAAUACAGAUCAAUGUAGUUGGAUAAUGCAAAAUAAAUCAACACUAGAACAUCACAGUAAUAAUUACCAUAGGGAAGAUUCCCCGAGGAAUUCAAAAAUUUCAGGAAAAACUUAAACACUAAAGAGUGUAUUUGGGCCAGUCUCGGUGGCACAUGCCUGUAAUCCUAGCACUUUGGGAGGCCUCUGCGGGUGGAUCACCUGAGGUCAGGAGUUCAAGACCAGCCUAGCCAACAUGGUGAAACCCCGUCUCUAUUAAAAAUGAAAAAAUUAGUCGGGCAUGGUGGUGGGUACCUAUAAUCCCAGCUACUUGGGAGGCUGAAGCAGGAGAGUCACUUGAACCUGGGAAGCAGAAGUUGUUUUGAGCCAAGAUCAUGCCAUUGCACUCCAGCCUGGGCGACAAGAGCAGAACUCUGUCUCAAAAAAAAAAAAAGAAAAGAAAAGUGUAUUUGCAUAUUUUAAGUAUCUACCAUCUAAUAUUUAUUAAUACAAUUUUUUCUUAAUUUCUUAGACUUGUGACUAUUUGAAACAAAUUAUAACACUGUAUUGUAGGAUUUAUAAUUUGUAGUUGUAAAAUUUAUAACACAUGGAAUAAGAAGAUAAAUGGAACUGUUCUGUAGCAAAUUUUUCAUGUUUUAUAUUUAAGACAGUAUAGUAUUAACUCUAAAAGUAUGGUGGAUAUGUUAAAGAUUCAUAUUGUAUUCCCUGCAGCAACCACUAAAAAAUGCAAAGAAGUGUAAUGUAAAUGCUAAAAAAGGAGAUAAUUAUAAAAUAUUUAUUUGCACAAUAUUUAUGUAUCUUUUAGUCAUAAUAGCCCAAAACAGGAAACAACCAAAAUGUCCAUUAAUAAGAAAAUGAACUAAUUGUAUAGCUUUUAGAACAAAAUACAGCUCAGGAAUAUGAAAAACCAAGCACACAUCCUGGAUAAAAUUCAUAAACCUGCUCAAUGAGAGAAAAGUUGGACACAAAAUUGUACUUUAUGUAUUUUGUAUUUUAUUCCAGGCAAAAUAAUCCUAUGGUGAAAAAAAUCAACAAGAUAAUCUCUGCUUGAGAAAAAGGACCAAAGACAAGUGAAUUUUCUGAGGGUGAUGAAAGUGUUGCUUCGAAAAGGGGUGAAGUUUAUAUGGGUCUAUUUAUUUGUCUAACAUGUACAGUUAAGGUUUAUGCCUUGCAAUGUAUGUACAUCUUCACAAAAAAAAUCUUAAAAAAAUUAAAUGGGUGGGGGUAGGGAAAGGGUUGAAGUAUAGAUGAAGCAGAAGUGGUACAUGAUUAGUAGUUGAAGCUGGGGGCAGGUCUAUAUAUUUUAUUUUUAUGUCUUUAAUAGCAUUUGUAUAAAUGUACAAUAUUCGUUUACAAUGUUAGCUCAGGAUCUUGUUUACCUUUGGACAGGGAGGGAGGGAGAAAUUUAUUUUCUGGGUAGGAGUAAAGCUGGUUCUAUUCCUCAGUUAUGUAAAUUAUCUGUUAUAAUCCAAAAAGCUUUACAUGAAUGUUUCUGUAUGUAAUGUGGUAUAUCAAUAAAAAAUUAAAUAUUA